Molecule: messenger RNA, 4016 nt
Organism: Rhinopithecus roxellana (golden snub-nosed monkey)
Lineage: Eukaryota; Metazoa; Chordata; Mammalia; Primates; Cercopithecidae
Gene: RBM6
Product: RNA binding motif protein 6
Exons: 22
Coding region: 529-3900 (1123 amino acids)
Biological process (GO): mRNA splicing, via spliceosome
Cellular component (GO): nucleus
Molecular function (GO): RNA binding
Source: RefSeq, a predicted model, not a curated record
CUUCAUCUCCCGGCGGGCCGAGCGCUGAAGGCAGCGGCGCGGCGCGGCGCCUUUGUGGUAGCGGUGGCCCCGCGCGGAGGAAGUUCCGGUCUCCGCGGCGCUGGUUCGGUGGCGGAGGCUGAGGAGAAGGAGGAGCGGGCCGUGGAGGCUUCGCCGCGUAGGUAGGGUCCCGGGACUGGAGAGAGGGCGUGCCAGAACCUGCGGGGGAAGAGCCUGCAGACGGGCCCACUCUAGACGUCGCAGGCCCGCGCGGCCUGAAAGCUGUGGCUUCGGUGUCUCGGGGCAGCUGCGGCCUCGCUCGGAAAGAAGACCAAGCUACGGUGAGACAGUGUCUUACUUUGUUGUCCAGGCUGGAGUGCAGUGGUUCAGUCACAGCUGUCUGCAGCCCUGACCUUCUCGGUUCAAGCUAUUCUCUCACCUCACCCUCUUGAGUAGCUGAGACUACACGUGCACGCCACGACGGUACUGCUAUAACCAUAAUUUGGUAGAAAAACCAUCUACUCGUUGGGGCCGUCUUGAUAAAAAGAGAUGUGGGGGGAUUCUCGACCUGCUAACAGAACUGGACCUUUUCGUGGGAGCCAAGAAGAAAGGUUUGCUCCCGGGUGGAACAGGGAUUAUCCUCCUCCUCCCCUUAAGAGUCAUGCUCAAGAGAGACACUCUGGCAACUUUCCUGGCAGAGAUUCACUUCCCUUUGAUUUCCAGGGGCAUUCGGGGCCUCCUUUUGCAAAUGUAGAGGAGCAUUCUUUCAGCUAUGGAGCUAGAGACGGACCGCAUGGUGACUAUCGAGGAGGGGAGGGACCUGGACAUGAUUUCAGGGGGGGAGAUUUUUCGUCUUCUGAUUUCCAGAGCAGAGAUUCAUCACAGUUGGACUUCAGGGGUAGGGACAUACAUUCUGGGGAUUUUCGGGAUAGAGAAGGACCACCUAUGGACUAUAGGGGUGGAGAUGGUACUUCUAUGGAUUAUAGAGGUAGGGAGGCACCUCAUAUGAACUACAGAGACAGGGAUGCUCACGCUGUUGACUUCAGAGGUAGGGAUGCUCCUCCAUCUGACUUCAGGGGCCGGGGCACUUAUGAUUUAGAUUUUAGAGGCCGAGAUGGAUCCCAUGCAGAUUUUAGGGGAAGGGAUUUAUCAGAUUUGGAUUUUAGGGCCAGGGAACAGUCCCGUUCUGAUUUUAGGAAUAGAGAUGUAUCUGAUUUGGACUUCAGAGACAAAGACGGAACACAAGUAGACUUUAGAGGCCGAGGUUCAGGUACUACUGAUCUAGACUUUAGAGACAGGGAUACGCCACAUUCAGAUUUCAGAGGUAGACACCGGUCUAGGACUGAUCAGGAUUUUAGGGGCAGAGAGAUGGGAACUUGUAUGGAAUUUAAAGAUAGGGAGAUGCCCCCUGUGGAUCCAAAUAUUUUGGAUUACAUUCAGCCCUCUACACAAGAUAGAGAACAUUCUGGUAUGAAUGUGAACAGGAGAGAAGAAUCCACACGUGACCAUACGAUAGAAAGGCCUGCUUUCGGCAUUCAGAAGGGAGAAUUUGAGCAUUCAGAAACAAGAGAAGGAGAAACACAAGGUGUAGCCUUUGAACAUGAGUCUUCAGCAGACUUUCGGAACAGCCAGAGUCCAAUUCAAGACCAAGAUAAGUCACAGCUUUCUGGAGGUGAACAGCAGAGUUCAGAUGCUGGUCUGUUUAAAGAAGAAGGCGGUCUGGACUUUCUUGGGCGGCAAGACACUGAUUACAGAAGCAUGGAGUACCGUGAUGUGGAUCAUAGGCUGCCAGGAAGCCAGAUGUUUGGCUAUGGCCAGAGCAAGUCUUUUCCAGAGGGCAAAACUGCCCGAGAUGCCCAACGGGACCUUCAGGAUCAAGAUUAUAGGACUGGCCCAAGUGAGGAGAAACCCAGCAGGCUUAUUCGAUUAAGUGGGGUGCCUGAAAAUGCCACAAAAGAAGAGAUUCUUAAUGCUUUUCGGACUCCUGAUGGCAUGCCUGUAAAGAACUUGCAGUUGAAGGAGUAUAACACAGGUUACGACUAUGGCUAUGUCUGCGUGGAGUUUUCACUCUUGGAAGAUGCCAUCGGAUGCAUGGAGGCCAACCAGGGAACUCUAAUGAUCCAGGACAAAGAAGUUACCCUUGAGUAUGUACCAAGCCUGGAUUUUUGGUACUGCAAACGAUGUAAGGCAAGUAUUGGUGGGCACCGAUCUUCCUGUUCAUUCUGCAAGAACCCAAGGGAAGUGACAGAGGCCAAGCAAGAAUUAGUAACCUACCCUCAGCCUCAGAAAACAUCCAUACCAGCACCAUUGGAAAAACAGCCCAACCAGCCCCUAAGAGCAACUGAUAAGGAACCUGAACCCAGGAAGAGGGAAGAAGGACAAGAGUCACGCUUAGGAUAUCAAAAGAGAGAAGCAGAAAGGUAUCUGCCUCCUUCUCGAAGGGAAGGGCCAGCUUUCCGAAGAGACCGAGAGAAGGAGUCAUGGUCUGGAGAGACACGCCAGGACGGAGAGAGCAAAACCAUCAUGCUAAAGCGUAUCUAUCGUUCCACACCACCUGAGGUGAUAGUGGAAGUGCUGGAGCCCUAUGUCCGCCUUACUACUGCCAAUGUCCGUAUCAUCAAGAACAGAACAGGCCCUAUGGGACAUACCUAUGGCUUUAUUGACCUCGACUCCCAUGCGGAAGCUCUUCGUGUGGUGAAGAUCUUACAGAACCUUGAUCCACCAUUUAGCAUUGAUGGGAAGAUGGUAGCUGUAAACCUGGCCACUGGAAAACGAAGAAAUGAUACUGGGGACCAUUCUGACCACAUGCAUUACUAUCAGGGUAAAAAAUAUUUCCGAGAUAGGAGGGGAGGUGGCAGAAAUUCAGACUGGUCUUCAGAUACAAAUCGACAAGGACAACAGUCAUCAUCUGACUGCUACAUAUAUGAUUCUGCUACUGGCUACUAUUAUGACCCCUUGGCAGGAACUUAUUAUGACCCCAAUACCCAGCAAGAAGUCUAUGUGCCCCAGGAUCCUGGAUUACUUGAGGAAGAAGAGAUCAAGGAAAAAAAACCCACCAGUCAAGGAAAGUCAAGUAGCAAGAAGGAAAUGUCUAAAAGAGAUGGCAAAGAGAAAAAAGACAGAGGAGUAAUGAGGUUUCAGGAAAAUGCCAGUGAAGGGAAGGCCCCUGCAGAAGACGUCUUUAAGAAGCCCCUGCCUCCUACUGUGAAGAAGGAAGAGAGUCCCCCUCCACCUAAAAUGGUAAACCCACUGAUCGGGCUCUUGGGUGAAUAUGGAGGAGACAGUGACUAUGAGGAGGAAGAAGAGGAAGAACAGACCCCUCCCCCACAGCCCCGCAUAGCACAGCCCCAGAAGCGUGAAGAGCUCCCCAAGAAGGAGAAUGAAGAAGACAAACUCACUGACUGGAAUAAACUGGCUUGUCUGCUCUGCAGAAGGCAGUUUCCCAAUAAAGAAGUUCUGAUCAAACACCAGCAGCUGUCAGACCUGCACAAGCAAAACCUGGAAAUCCACCGGAAGAUAAAACAGUCUGAGCAGGAGCUAGCCUAUCUGGAAAGGAGAGAACGAGAGGGAAAGUUUAAAGAAAGAGGAAAUGAUCGCAGGGAAAAGCUCCAGUCUUUUGACUCUCCAGAAAGGAAACGGAUUAAAUACUCCAGGGAAUCUGACAGUGAUCGUAAACUUGUUGAUAAAGAAGAUACCGACACUAGCAGCAAAGGAGGCUGUGUCCAACAGGCUACUGGCUGGAGGAAAGGGGCAGGCCUGGGAUAUGGCCAUCCUGGAUUGGCUCCAUCAGAGGAGGCUGAAGGCCGGAUGAGGGGCCCCAGUGUUGGAGCCCCAGGAAGAACCAGCAAAAGACAGUCCAAUGAGACUUAUCGAGAUGCUGUUCGAAGAGUCAUGUUUGCUCGGUAUAAAGAACUCGAUUAAGAAUGGAGACAAGUUCCAUGGGACACAACCUCCUUCUUGUUUUGUUUGUCUCUCCUUUUCUUUUGUUACUGUUCUUGCUGCUAGAACUUUUUUAAAUAAACUUUUUUUCAAUGUGA